Molecule: messenger RNA, 2573 nt
Organism: Ruditapes philippinarum (Manila clam)
Lineage: Eukaryota; Metazoa; Mollusca; Bivalvia; Venerida; Veneridae
Exons: 1
Coding region: 220-1959 (579 amino acids)
Biological process (GO): positive regulation of DNA-templated transcription
Cellular component (GO): chromatin; nucleoplasm
Molecular function (GO): ubiquitin-protein transferase activity; zinc ion binding
Source: RefSeq, a predicted model, not a curated record
UCACCAUUUUGCUUGAAAUAUACCCCAAUACAUGUAAGUUAGUACGUAAAACGCAUUCAAAAUAUAUAAUAUUGAAAUUGUUCACAUCGUAGCUAACAUUUUGAUUAUCAGUUUAAAGUUUACCCUCAUAUCGUAUACAUGUACACUCAUUAUCAAAGUAGAACACUAAUAUUUUAUCCAUUUGAACAAGUCACUCUAUAAGUUUACUCUAUUUUCAAAAUGGCGGAGAAGGGGUGUAUCUAUAAAGAAAAAUAUGAAGUUCCCGGGAAGGGAAAACAAAUAAUUUGUCAACCAUGUUUAAGUAAGGAUAAACAAACGAUAGCGGAAAAGUUUUGUUCGACGUGUGAUGAAUUUCAGUGCUUGGAAUGUUCCAACGUUCACAACACACACGCAUUUUUAAGAAGUCACGUGUUAGUGAACGCGAAUGAGGCGAAAACAAAACAAAGCUCGUUUGACAUGAAAGGAUUAGAUCAAUGUUAUCAACAUCAGGAAGUUCUAAAAUUCUUCUGCGAGGAUGAGAAUCUGCUCUGCUGCAGUACCUGUGCUAUUGUUGAUCAUCGUAAAUGUCAGAGCGUUGUGGAAAUUCAGAAGGUCGUUGAAAGGAAAACCUACAGAGGUUCAACUUUAAAGAAUAAAUUGCAGGAAAUGAGACAGAAGGCUAACAUAAUCGUAGACAGCAUUGUCUCAUCAAAAGCGAAACUUGAUGAGGAUAUUACAGAAAUGCCAAUUAAAAUCAAGCGAAUGCGGGAUGAAGUAAUCAAAAUGUUUGACGAGUUGGAAAUUUCCGUUGUUAAACACGUUGAAAUGUUUCAAAAUGAGACAUUAAAAAAGCUGACAAUGAAGCAGUCACAGACCAAGAAAUAUCUAGCUGAUAUAGCAACGUGUCUUGAAACGAUUGACAACGUGUAUCAGAACGGAUCCCUGGUACAACAGUUUAUAGUAGAGCAGAAGAUGAAGAAUGACGUCAAUGUUCUUCACACAAACGUCGGUGCAGAAUGUCAUGAUUUAGAGACCGUGACUGUAACCUUUGAUUUUGAUGAAACAUUAAAACUUCCCCCUCUACCAAUCACUGAUUAUGUUCCAGGACAAUUGUCUGUAAAGUUUUGUCUAUCAGAAACAGCAAAAGUUAUUGCUCCUGUUAACAAGGCAAUGAGAACCACACUAGUAAAUUCAAUUGAUUUAAAGCAGAAAAGAAGUAAAGAAAAAGAGCCAUUGUAUGCAGGGAUUGAUUUCUUACCUGAUGGUAGACUUGUUGCUGUGGAUAAUAAAAACGAGAAAUGUUUAGUUUACAAUGAGAGGCUUAAGAAAGUAGGAUCAUAUCAGUUAUCUUACCCGCCACAAUCUGUAGUUGCUGUAUCUGAGGAUGAAGUAGCGAUAACAAGUGGUGGUGCAUUAAAGUUAGACAUUCUACGUGUUAACAAAUCUAAUGAUAUAACUUUAGAUAGAACAAUCAAAGUGACAACAAAAUAUUACUCGAUAUGUCAUAAAGAUGAUAAAUAUUUCGUCGGCGAGACAAAUAAUCAUUCAUCACCUGUACGUAUAAUAUCAUCUACAGGAAAAGAGAAAGAUUUCAAUAUCAACUUUCCGAGUAAGUCAUAUUCUGUGACGACAAAUGCUUAUACUUACAUAAGGAACAGUGACAAAGUGGUGCUUACAGAUAGAUCCGAGCAUACUGUCUGUAUAUAUGACGUCAAGACAAACACGAGAGUCGUGGUGAAGGAUGAUCAGAUAAAGGAUCCGUGUGGUGUAGCAGUUGGUCCCUAUGAUACUAUCCUAGUUUGUAGUAAUGAAACAGACUGCAUUGUACAGAUAUCACAAACUGGUCAGAUCUUGUCAUCGUACAAGAUAGAUAUGAUAUUUCCAAAAAAAAUUUGUGUCUCACGUGAUAGAUCAUUUCUUGCAAUAACAAACGCUGGUGAAGGUGAGAUGAAACUACAAAAGUUUAAGAUAUCACAUUGAAGACAUGCAUUUUGACAUUAUCAUCUUUAACAAUAAAUAAAUCACGAUAAGUCAUCAGUGUAAAUAACAAUAUCAAAAGUUGAGCAUUCUUUUUUUAAUUCAUGCAACUUUAUAAAUACUACAAAUAAAAUGUAUGUCUUUCAAAGUUUGUAAAAAGCGUUAAAAAAUCAACGUGUUGUUCAUUACUAAAAUAUGUGCAUGUAUGUCGCGGAGCUAUUUGUGCUUACUACCUUUUGGUCCAUGGACCCGAUUUUUAUCAAUUGAUCCCUUCGAUUUACAGCUAAAAAUAAAUUCGGAAUCAAGAAUUCCUUCCGAUUUCUAUUAUGUUAAGUCAUAUAUUGGUUUCCCAUUCGGUGAUUUGCAGCAUGUCGUAUUAAUGAAAGAGAACGGGGAAGGCAGUAUAAGAGACGAAACAAAAAAUACUCUUAAAAAUUCGGUAAUUUAUUUCUUACAUUUGUAUCUUCUACAGGAAAUUACUUAUUAUUUUGUAGUACACAGUGUGUAAUGUAUAUAUUUUAUUGCAGUACAUGAAUUCGAAAUCUAACAUUGAGAAAGUCUGAAAAUCUAUUUAGAGAAGUUGUUUAGUCUAAACGAAACGGUCAUUCGUAUCGCGA